Messenger RNA from Pneumocystis murina B123, 1002 nucleotides. RefSeq lists its product as hypothetical. The record is from RefSeq and is a predicted model, not a curated record. The coding region runs from base 45 to 965 and encodes 306 amino acids. The transcript has 6 exons. NCBI's taxonomy places the organism in Eukaryota, Fungi, Ascomycota, Pneumocystomycetes, Pneumocystales, Pneumocystaceae. Gene Ontology annotation, molecular function: hydrolase activity; RNA 7-methylguanosine cap binding. Gene Ontology annotation, biological process: deadenylation-dependent decapping of nuclear-transcribed mRNA. Gene Ontology annotation, cellular component: P-body; nucleus.
CAAAAUAGACGGUCUAAUAGGCUUUUUUUCUAAGUAAAACUACUAUGAAUGAUGAAUAUGUCAAGAAUAUUAAGAACUUUGUUUUUGAAUCAGUUUUAAAUGAAGAUUCUCGAUUAAAAUAUAUUACGUUACUUGGUCAUAUUUUUGAUACAAAGGCAAUCUUAAUUAUUGAAAAAACAACAUUGGAGUUAAAAGAUGCUAUGCUUUUUAUAGAGGAAAAUGGAUUAUUUUUUGAAUUAAUUGAAAAAAACGAUAUUUAUCAUUUAUUUUUGGGAGGAAUUCCAUUUUAUGAUAAAAAAAGUCCCUAUGCUAAGAUUACAUUGAUCUACCCUGCAUCUGAAAUACAUAUUAAAAAAUAUUCUAGACAAUCCAAAUGUAGGGUUCAAGAAACACCAGAAAUAUAUGAAUUAUAUGUAAAACCAUACAUUGAAACAAUGAAAGGACCUAGAAUUAAAUGGGUUUACAAUAUAUUGGAUCAUUUAGCCGAAAAAGAACAUAUUCUUUAUGAAUAUCCAGAUAAAGAAAAUGGAUUCAUUAUUAUACCUGACUUAAAAUGGGAUCAAAAAACAGUAUCAACACUUUAUUAUGUUGCUAUUGUUCAUCGGCGAGACAUUUCAUCCUUAAGAGAUCUAAAAAAAGAACAUAUCCCACUACUUCUUCAUAUAAAACAAGCUGCACUUGAUAUUAUUCCAAAAAAAUUUCAAGAAAUAUCACAAGAUCAAUUAAAAUUCUUUAUUCAUUAUCAUCCUUCCUACUAUCAUUUUCAUGUACAUAUUUCACAUAUUGAUUUUGAUUCUGGAGAUGGCAUGGAUGUUGGCAGGGCUUAUUUAUUAGAAGACAUUAUUAAUCAAUUAGAAACUAUGUCUGAUAAUUUUUCUUUUAUUCAACGAACACUUACUUUUUUUCUUGGGAAAAAAAGCGAUCUUUGGCUUAAUGUCUUUUCAAGUAUCAUGAAUACUUCCUGAAUUCAUCCUUUUGUUCAUCUUUUUAUUUAUUUUUUUC